Messenger RNA from Scedosporium apiospermum, 5694 nucleotides. RefSeq names its product putative helicase mot1. The transcript has 3 exons. Lineage: Eukaryota; Fungi; Ascomycota; Sordariomycetes; Microascales; Microascaceae. The record is from RefSeq and is a predicted model, not a curated record. Gene Ontology annotation, molecular function: ATP binding; DNA binding; ATP hydrolysis activity. The coding region runs from base 1 to 5694 and encodes 1897 amino acids.
AUGGCAUCAAGACUUGACAGAUUAGUCACUCUCCUAGAGACUGGCAGCACUCGUCUCAUCCGAGAAACUGCCGUCAACCAGCUUGCCGACUGGCAAAAGCAACACCCCGAUGAGCUCUUCAACAUCCUGUCACGGGUUGUCGGUUACCUCUCACACAAGGACUGGGAAACCCGUUCGACAGCGGCAAAGGCGAUUGGUAAGAUCAUAGAGCAUGCACCUCUUUAUGAUCCUAAUGAAGAUGACGGUCAGCUCAGCAACUUGGCUGAGAAGAAGGAGGAACAUCCUGAGAGGAAUGGUCAGAUAAAAAAGGAAGAGGGAGAUGAUGAUGUGUCAUUUGCAUCAGCGGAGUUUCUCAAGCUCGAGAACUUUCCCGUCAUCUCAAUUGUCAAAUAUGGUCAUGAGCUCCUCCGAGGCGGUCAAGUAGAUUUCAACUUAGCCGCUUUAGAGCCUCAUGAGCGUCUCACUUAUCUCAAGAAAACGCUGAAUGCUAGGCUCGGACUUCUAGGACGACGGGUCGAAGAUGGCGAGCUUCCCCCAAUUCCUCUCAAUGGGAAGGCCCAAACUCUAGCCGGCCAGCUGGCCAACCACCCGACUCUCAACCGAAGCGACAGCCUCAACAGCAACAGCAACAAUCAAGGAGGUGAGGAGGCCGGCCUAAGCUCGCGGCAGCUCAAUGUCCUAAAGAGAAAGCGCAAACGGGAGGCGCAAAAGGCUGCCCAAGGCAAAUCCGGGUUCGGCGAUCUGUCUAUUCGACGAUCGGGCACGACAGGGUCCGAAGGUUUCGGUGGAGACGAGACGCCCUCCGCAGAUCCGGAGUCGAAGAAGAACGGCAAACUUAACGAUUACUUCAGUCUUGAACGCCCGGCAGAUGUCGACGAGGACACCAAAGUCGUUACUGAAUUCAAAGGUCCCGCGGUGGAAAUCAAAACAGAGCUCCAGGCGGAUGGUGGUCUCGAAGGUGCUGAAUGGCCCUUCGAACGUCUUUCCGAGUUCCUCAAGAUGGACUUGUUCGAUCCCAAAUGGGAAACACGCCAUGGAGCUGCCCUGGCUCUUCGAGAGGUUGUGAGGGUUCAUGGUGGUGGCGCCGGCCGCUGUCGCGGAAAGCCCAGGGCCGAAAAUGACAAACUGAACAAGGUCUGGCUUGAUGAUCUGGCCUGUCGCCUAUGCGCCGUACUCAUGCUCGAUCGUUUCACCGAUUACAGUUCCGAUACUUCAGUCGCUCCCAUCCGAGAGAGCAUUGGUCAAACUCUUGGCGCAGCCCUACGCCACCUUCCUCCUAGCUCUGUGUAUGGCAUUUACAAUAUUCUGUAUCAGAUGGUCAUGCAAGAGGGGAGUCCAUUUGAGCGGUCCGCCUGGGCUGUCUGCCACGGCGGCAUGGUUGGACUCCGCUACGUUGUCGCUGUGAGGAAGGAUCUACUACUACAAGACGCCAAACUGGUUGACGGUGUUUGCAAUGCCGUUAUGAAAGGACUCGGCGACAUGGACGAUGAUGUCCGUUCCGUUAGCGCGGCCACCCUGAUUCCCAUGGCUAAGGAAGUUGUUAUGAUGCGUCCGGAUUCCCUUGACGCUCUAAUCAACAUCGUGUGGGAGAGUCUUUCUAACCUGGGCGAUGAUCUCUCAGCCAGCACUGGCAAGAUCAUGGAUCUUCUGGCCACUUUGUGCAGCUUCCCAGAAGUCCUCAACACCAUGAAGGCAUCGGCGGCCAUGGACGAAGAACGGUCCUUCACUCUUCUUGUGCCCCGCCUCUACCCUUUCCUCCGUCACACCAUCACAUCAGUUCGCCUUGCUGUGCUUAAGGCACUUAUGACCUUUGCCCACCUUGGGCAAGAUGCGUCCCAAGGAUGGCUCAAUGGCAGGAUUCUGAGGCUGAUAUUCCAGAAUAUCGUGGUUGAGAGAGACAAGGAUACCUUGAAUAUGUCCAUCGAACUGUGGCUCGCCCUGGUCCAAUGCCUGGGUCAGAAUCCCGGCAACUUGGCCGUCGAGGUCGGCCCACACGCCGAUGCCAUGAUGGAACUAGCGCUUUAUCCCAUUGGUAUCCACAGGCACCCCAUCCCCAUGAAUGCCUCCCUCUUCCAGAAGCCAUCAGGUGGAACAUACACCAUGCCGAGCGCUGCUGGCGCUGGUCCCCGGAGUUCUUCACCCGAACCACAGAGGGCCGCGAAACGAAGGAGGAAGUCAACAAAGGUUGAAGAGGCUCCAGUUCCGACCCACACUCACGAUGUCGACGGACAUAUGAUUCAAGGAGAGGUUGACUUGGUUGGCUUCGAGGUAUUGAUCCGCUCACGCGUCUCCGCCUCGCGCGCCAUGGGCUUCUUGAUGGCUUUGCUUCCCGCCCAGACCCUCUCACAAUAUGCACCCCCCCUUCUUCAAGGGCUGUCGUCACCCUACUCGUCAACACAAAUGACAGCAGCUAUUCUGAUCGAGGAAUUCGCGAAGAAUAUUCCUUCUCCCCAGAUCGCGGAGGGCUUCGUCGCCCCUCUUCGCGAGAUCAUCGAGGCUGAGCGCCCGACCCAUUAUCGUGACUUGACGAGCUAUAUCCAGCGGGCUCGGUCUCAAUGCCAGUCCCUCUUCUAUUUGUUCCGCGAUCACGGAAAGGUAUCCCAGAGCAAACUUCCUGUCCUUCCCGUUGUGGUUCAAGGCGAGCCCGAGGCUGGACCAGGUGCAUUCUCGAUAGCGACUGCGGAGAAGUGCGUCAGUGACGAUUUUGAGCGAUUAAAGAAGGCCGUGCCGCCGGGCCAGAAGCUGAUUGCGGGCAAGCAACUCGAAGAAACCCGAGAGUUGACACUGCAAACUAUUGAGGAAGCAAAGCUCGCCAAGGGCACGCGGGACGUGAGGAUCAAGGCCGCCGCCGCCGCCGCUUUGGUUGCCAUGCAGGUAUUCCCGAAGAAGCUUAGCACUUUGAUCAAAGCGAUUAUGGAUAGUGUCAAGACGGAGGAAAACCAGGAGCUUCAAAACCGCUCGUCCACGACUAUCGCUGGUCUUGUUCGAAUUUUCACCGAGAAGGGGCGCCGUGGCCCAGCCGAGAAGGUCCUCUCCAACCUGGUCAAAUUCUCUUGUGUCGAAGUCGCUGAGACACCCGAGUUCUCUCCCCACGCUACCAAGAAGAACGUCAUUCUUUCAAUGCAGAAGGAAGAGGACCGAGUCGACCAUGCCGAUGCGGCCAAGUUUGCACGAGAAGCCAAAGCGGCUCGCAUCACGCGUCGGGGUGCCAAGGAGGCCCUAGAAGUUUUGGCCCGUUCAUAUGGGCCGGAUCUUUUGACGCAUGUCCCUAGUCUCAAGGGCUUUAUGGAAAACUCGCUUGUCAAGGGCUUUUCCAGCCCUACCCUUCCAGCGGAGGUGCAUGAUCCGGAGAGUAUCUUUGGCCAGGACGUCAUCGACUCGCUAUCAAUUAUUCGAACGAUGGCGCCCACACUCGAUCCAGCCAUCCAUCCCUUCUUGAUGCAACUGGUCCCGUACGUGACCAAGGCGCUUCACUCGGAACUCUCGGUUUUCAGAUAUAUGGCGGCGAAGUGUAUGGCAACGCUUUGUAGUGUCCUCACUGUCGAGUGCAUGACCGUCCUAGUCGAAAAUGUUCUACCAUCUAUCAACAAUCCACUCGACCUGCACUACCGGCAAGGCGCUAUUGAGGUGAUAUACCACCUAAUCGCGGUUAUGGGCGAUGCAAUUCUUCCCUACGUCAUUUUCCUCAUCGUCCCCGUUCUAGGUCGCAUGAGCGAUUCGGAUAACGAUAUCCGCCUCAUCGCCACAACGUCGUUCGCCACGUUGGUCAAGCUUGUACCGCUUGAAGCAGGCAUCCCCGACCCCCCCGGCCUUUCGCAGGAGCUUCUCAAGGGCAGAGAACGUGAGCGCACGUUCAUUGGCCAACUCUUGGACCCGAAGAAGAUCGAGCCCUUCAAGAUUCCCGUCGCAAUCAAAGCUGAGCUUCGUUCGUAUCAGCAAGAAGGUGUCAACUGGCUGCAUUUCCUCAACAAGUAUCAUCUGCAUGGUAUUCUUUGCGAUGAUAUGGGUCUGGGCAAGACGCUUCAGACACUUUGCAUCGUCGCCAGCGACCAUCAUCAGCGCGCCGAGGAAUUUGCAAAGACGGGAGCCCCCGACGUUCGACGGCUUCCCUCUCUCAUUGUCUGCCCUCCGACGUUGUCAGGACACUGGCAGCAAGAAAUUAAAGCCUAUGCUCCCUUCCUUACCGUUUCGGCCUACGUGGGACCUCCCUCAGAACGACGGCUUCUCAAAGACAAGCUCGACCAGCCUGACAUUGUUAUUACUUCUUAUGAUGUCUGCCGAAACGAUGUGGAGAUCCUAGACAAGUACAAUUGGAACUAUAUCGUGCUUGAUGAGGGACAUUUGAUCAAGAACUCGAAAGCGAAAACAUCGAUAGCUGUCAAGAAGCUUGCCAGCAAUCAUAGACUUAUCCUUACCGGUACACCCAUCCAAAACAACGUGGUAGAGCUCUGGUCGCUGUUCGACUUUUUGAUGCCGGGGUUCCUCGGAUCGGAAAAGGUGUUCCAGGAUCGAUUUGCCAAGCCCAUCGCCAAUAGUCGUUUCAGCAAGGCGUCAUCUAAGGAGCAGGAAGCUGGUGCACUGGCCAUCGAGGCACUGCAUAAGCAGGUUCUCCCGUUCCUACUCCGCCGGCUUAAGGAGGAGGUACUCAACGAUCUCCCGCCCAAGAUUCUGCAAAACUACUACUGCGAUCUGAGCGACCUACAGAAGAAACUCUUCGAGGAUUUCACCAAGAAGCAAGGCAGGAAAUUGCAGGCGGAGGCGGGCAGAGACGACAAGGAAGCCAAGCAGCACAUCUUCCAAGCCCUCCAAUACAUGCGGAAGCUGUGCAACUCGCCCGCUCUAGUCAUGCGACCCGAACACGCACACUAUGCCGAGACGCAACGAAUCUUGGCAAAGCAAGGCACAAGCCUUGAAGACCCGGUUCACGCGCCGAAGCUCACGGCACUCAAGGAUCUUCUCGUCGAUUGCGGUAUCGGUGUCGAGGGGGACAACAAUGAUCCACUCUACCAGCCCAUCAAGCCUCACCGUGCCCUUAUUUUCUGUCAAAUGAAGGAGAUGUUGGAUAUGGUCCAGAACACAGUCCUCAAGAAGCUGCUUCCGUCGGUGUCCUUCCUCCGAAUGGAUGGUUCAGUCGAGGCCAACAAACGACAGGAUAUUGUCAAUAAAUUCAAUAGCGAUCCUUCAUACGAUGUCCUCCUGCUUACGACAAGCGUGGGAGGUCUCGGACUUAACCUGACUGGUGCUGACACGGUCAUCUUUGUCGAGCACGACUGGAACCCGCAAAAAGAUCUCCAGGCCAUGGACCGAGCCCACCGUAUCGGGCAGAAGAAGGUGGUCAACGUUUACCGUCUCAUCACUCGCGGCACUCUGGAGGAGAAGAUUCUCAACCUCCAACGGUUCAAGAUUGACGUGGCGUCGACGGUCGUCAACCAGCAAAAUGCGGGUCUCUCGACGAUGGACACGGACCAGAUCUUGGAUCUCUUCAAUAUUGGAGACGAAGGGUUAAUUGCGCCUGAUAAGCAGCAAGGUGCAGCGAGCAUUGAGGGCCGUGAGGAGGACGUCAUAGAUGUUGAGACGGGAGAAGUGCGGGUAACGGGCAAGAAGGGUUGGCUGGAAGGGCUCGGAGAGCUCUGGGACAACCAGCAGUAUGAGGAAAGCUUUGACCUAGAUGGUUUCCUCAAGACUAUGCAGUGA